GUGCAUUUGUUGAUAAGCGUGGAAAAGCAAAAGCGGCUGCAGCUGUUCUGCUUAUGUCAUUCUAGGAAGGAGGUUCAACUUUCUUUGAAGCAACCAUGAGGCUUAUCUAUGUUCUGAUAAGCGUUUUGUUUACUGUUGCGUCCUGCAGUAAUGUCAAAAACGCAAGUGUCACCUAUGAUGAAAAAUCCGGAAGGUUUACCAUUCAUGACACCAUUGUUGACAAAGCUGUCGCUUAUGCAAGCUUCAAAGAUGAAAUAUUUGUUAAUGGAUGGUCAUUUCUUGAAGUUAAUAGCAAUGGAAAGUAUGCGGACAGUCUUCAAUCGUAUGCUGCUGGUGUAGUUGAAGGAUAUUUGACGUCCAGUUUACUGACCAAGCAUUGGAGUAAUAUUGCUGCAGAUUAUUGCGAUGCUGAACUGGAUUAUUGCGAACGUCUGAAAGACUUCCUGCAGGAAAAUUUAGAUUUCAUCAAUAGUAAUAUUGAAAAUAGAAGGCAACAUGAUAUCUAUUGGCAUCAAAUUGCUCUUACACUAGAGCAGCUGCAUGGCUUGGAAGAUGGAAUAAGAAAUCAGACAAGCAAACCUUCAACUGAUGUUAACGUAAUGGGACUUAUGUUUUUGAAUAUAAUGGGAGAUUUGGAGGACUUGGAGGUUGUUUUGAAUAAAAGUGCUCAAAAAGUUUUCGGCUAUGGCUCUUGCUCUGGUCUAGUUAAAGUUUUGCCAGGAAAUAAAGACAUUUAUUUUGCACAAGAUACGUGGUCCCCAUUCAACACCAUGCUUCGAAUUUUGAAAAAGUACAGCUUUAAAUUUCAUACCUCGAUGCAAGAAGGUGCUCCUAUUAUACCUGGUCACACUGUUACCUUUUCAUCUCAGCCUGGUGUGAUUUAUUCAGGAGAUGACUUCUAUUUGAUUUCAUCUGGUUUGGCAGCAAUUGAAACCACUAUAGGAAAUGGCAAUUCAAGUCUAUGGAAAUUUGUAACUCCGAAAGGAACCAUAUUGGACUAUCAAAGAAACAUUGUUGCUAACAGAUUAGCAGUAACUGGAGCACAGUGGACAGAAUUAUUUGGAAUUAUGAAUAGUGGCACUUACAAUAACCAGUGGAUAGUAUUAGAUUAUAAAAAAUUCUUGCCAGGACAACCACUUCAAGAUGGGCUCUUAUGGGUGCUUGAACAACUGCCUGGUUACUUGCAUAGUGCUGAUGUGACUGACUUACUGAGGCAACAGACUUACUUUCCUUCGUAUAACGUUCCAUAUUUUGAAGAUGUUUUCAACUUAAGUGGAGGCCAAGCCAAUGCACAAAAAUUUGGAGAUUGGUUUACUUAUGAUAUGAACCCACGGGCUCAGAUAUUCAGGAGAGAUCACAAGAAAGUUACUGAUUUACAAUCAAUGAUGAAACUCAUGAGGUAUAAUGACUACACACAUGAUCCACUUUCUCGAUGCAACUGCACGCCUCCAUAUAGUGCAGAAAAUGCAAUUUCUGCACGUUCAGAUCUCAAUCCUGCUAAUGGAACGUAUCCGUUUGGAGCUCUGGGCCAUCGUCAACAUGGAGGAACUGAUAUGAAGUUAACUUCGUCUCAGUUGUUCAAAAAUUUGCAAUUUGUGGCAAUUGGAGGUCCAACCUAUGAUCCUCUUCCACCUUUCCAGUGGAGUAAAUCCGACUUUGAUAAACUUGUGAAACAUGAAGGACAUCCCGAUCUGUGGAAAUUUGAACCAGUGAUUCAUAAAUGGCUUUGAAAUUUUUUAAUCAAAAUUUAGGUUGUAUGUUUACAAUUUUUUAUAAUUGUUUCUAUUCGAAUGAUGUCGGGUUUUAGGCAGCUAUGAGGUUGUAUUCAACUUAUCUACUUAAUAUGAACUGUUUGACAUGUUGACAUUUUUUGUUUAGUAUAGGGUUUUUGGUGAAUGAUUUGAAUACAUUAAAUAUACCCUUUGUACAGUGUAUUAUUACAUACUGUAUUCAUGGAUAAGUUAUGUUUUUGCUUAACUUGUGCUGCUUUUACUUUCGAUUCACAAUGAUUUUAAAAAUAAAUUAUUA
Uloborus diversus is the source of this 2028-nucleotide messenger RNA. It is a transcript of the gene lama, whose product is annotated as putative phospholipase B-like 2. Bases 96 to 1730 code for a protein of 544 amino acids. Gene Ontology annotation, biological process: phospholipid catabolic process. The transcript is spliced from 12 exons. Gene Ontology annotation, molecular function: glycerophospholipase activity. Gene Ontology annotation, cellular component: extracellular region. Lineage: Eukaryota; Metazoa; Arthropoda; Arachnida; Araneae; Uloboridae. The record is from RefSeq and is a predicted model, not a curated record.